This is a messenger RNA of Apiotrichum porosum, 2613 nucleotides long. RefSeq lists its product as uncharacterized. Gene Ontology annotation, biological process: regulation of DNA-templated transcription; DNA-templated transcription. The record is from RefSeq and is a predicted model, not a curated record. The coding region runs from base 1 to 2613 and encodes 870 amino acids. Gene Ontology annotation, molecular function: zinc ion binding; DNA binding; DNA-binding transcription factor activity, RNA polymerase II-specific. NCBI's taxonomy places the organism in Eukaryota, Fungi, Basidiomycota, Tremellomycetes, Trichosporonales, Trichosporonaceae. The transcript is spliced from 6 exons.
AUGGAAAUCUCGGUUCCCGAGUCCCCUGAGGACCGCGUGUACGACCAAAAGUUCACCGACACCGUCUUUGCCCCGCUGCGUCAGCAUCAACAGCCCACGUCGCGCCCCACCCUGCCCACGUCUGAAUCGCGGUCAACACGCACGCGAGCGCGGUCUCCCUCGGAUCCCGCAUCCACCUCUGGACCCGCAUCCGAUCGCGCAUCGGUGCCGCCGUCAGCGCCAUCGCGCGCAGGGAGCAAGCGCACCGAGCCGGCAUCCAGCUCAGACGCACCGGGGUCGGGGUCCAAACCGUCGCGCCGCCGUAUAUCGCACAUAUCAAAGGCGUGCAAUGGAUGUCGUCGGAGGAAGAUGAAGUGUGAUGGAGCACAGCCCACCUGUGCCAUCUGCAAGGUAUACAAAGAAGACUGUGUCUACAAUCCCGAGCAGGACGGACGUCGAUCUACUCCCAAGGCCUACGUUGCCAGUCUGGAGGAACGCAUCCGCGUCCUGGAGGGUAUGCUCCAGACGGCGGGUGUGGACUCGAACGACAAGAACGCACCAUUACCUCCUGCAGACUUGUCUGCUGGCGCCACUCCAACUGUGGAUUCUGGUCUGGAUCGAUUGAAGAUGGACGAGGCUACUGGCGAGCUGCACGAGGUUGGCCCGACGUCGUUGUUCAAGCACCAUGCUGCCGAUGGUGAUGGCCGAUCACCAGCCGCGUCCUUAUCGCCUGGCUCGCUAGGUAUGGGUUCUGCCGGCGACCGACCAGCUGCGCUCCAGCCCCGACCUUCAUUCUCCCCGCACCUGGGUUCGCCAGAGCUCGACGACGCGACGCACCAGGAGGUUCUGCGACUGUUCUUUGACUAUUUCAACCCGCAAUGCUUUUGGGUCAACGAGAAGGGAUUUCGACGAGACCUGUCCACCACACCAACCAUGGAGGGCACAAUCAUCCGCCCACGACGCACAGCAUACUACUCGCCCAUGCUGCACAACGUGGUGCUCUCUGUCGGCGUGUUCAUGCUCCCCAUCGACCGGACCGUCCGCGAGCAGCUGGGACAGGCGUUCUCAAAGCGCGCCAAGGACCUGAUCGAGGAGGAAGCCGAGUCAGCCAUGAUGAGCACCGUCUCAGCAUUCAUGCUGCUGGGUACAUACCACGCCAGUGUCGCCCGGCAGAACCUCGGCUUUGUUUACUCAGGUAUGGGCCUGCGCCUGGUGCAAGCCCUCGGCCUGGGCACCAACUGUUCGUACUGGGUGAAGAACGGCAGCAUCACCGAGGAGCAGCAGCAAGGACGCUACCAGCUCUUCUACGCGGCCUACGUUCUCGACAAGUGCUGGAGCACCUAUGUGGGCCGCGGCGCCAGUCUCCUUAUCUCCAACCACGACAUUCCUCUGCCAGAAGCUGACCCCGAGGAGGACGAUAUCAUGUGGCAGCCCAUUGUGGACCUGGGCCAGCACAUGAGUUCGUUUGACCCCAGCGUGGGACAAGCGGCACUCGACCUCUCGGCGUCAAUCUCCUCGCCAAGUCUCGAGCCCAUCAAGGGAUGGAGGAGUACGACCUGGGUCUGGACGUGUAAGCUGGCCAUCAUCGCGGAGCGAGUGCUGGGCACUGUCUACUCGAUCGCCUUCAACACCGGCUCUAGCAACGUGAGACACGUCGUGUCUGACCUCGAUGUCGCGUUGGAAAAGUGGCUUGACACUCUGCCAGAUGCACUGAGGCUACCCAACACGGCGCGUGGCGAGACGCGUAUAGUGCCGUCGCACAUUCUCAACCUCCACGCCCUCCACUGCUUUAUCCUCAUUCUCCUCCACCGCCCUUGGUUUGCGCGCUUGAAACCUGACUCACCUACCGAGGUGUCAGUGGCCAAAUGCGAGCGAGCUGCGCACAAGAUGGUCCAGAUCCUGCAACUGUACCGCAAAUGCCCGGGCCUGAGGUACUGCCCCAUCACGCUCAACCAGUAUGCGUUUACCGCUGGCACCGUGCACCUGCUGUCGGCCACGCACAACGUGGACAAGUCGUCGCGCAAAGCCAAGGCGUCCAUCGAGGCCGUGCACACCUGCAUCACGGCACUGGAGGAGAUGGGCGACACGCUCGAGUGUGCUGUCGUGAGCGCCAGCACGCUGUGCAAGCUGCUCAAUGAGUCGAACCACGCGCGUCUGCCCAAACCGCCUGUCCCAAUCACGGCUCCAGUAUCCAACACUAGCAUCGAGCAGUUGCUCAAGGACCCGUCGGUCGCUGAACAGCUCCGCAAGCUCGGCUGGGCGCCACCCAGUGCGCCAAGCCCUGCUCCGCAGCCACACGCGCCCCUCUCGCCCGUGGCAGGCCGUACGCCAGGCCCGCGGGGCCAAGGUAUCGACUUUGACUGGUUCACCACCCCCAUCUCGUACCAGUCGAUGGGCAUCUCGUCAUCCGGGACGGCGGCGGGUCCGGCGCAUCCGGCAUCGUUCGUUCCCGUCCCCACAGUUCCGCCAGCUUCCGUUCCAGGACAUGGCACCAUGCCUGUGCCCCAAGGACAAUCGGCUCUGGGGCUCGAGGGCACGCUGCCACUCAGUGAGGUGCUGUAUGCCGGCGCGCCCAACUCGCCGUUCCCGGCUGGUAACGUCUGGACAUGGCCGUUCAGCUUUGACUCCAUGUAG